AUGGACGCUAUCUUCAGGAGGGGACACCCCAUCAUGUUCGGCGCUCUUAUACUUUUCUCUAUCAUUGAGAUGUGUAUAGCAGCGUGGCUGACUUCGCGAUACAACACCCGCCAUAACAGUCUCAACUCUGGCCUACGAGCGCGCGUGCGCUACCUCCUUUUCACCUCCAUAUGGUCCAUCAUAUUCUGCUCUGGAUAUUUGGUCAUAUUUUUGGUGGCGGCAGGGAGUGUACUGGCUGGUGUAGCGUCCCAUUUCCUCUUCCUGACGGUGACGUGGAUCCUCUGGCUAGCAGGUGCAGCUGCGAUCACCCAAACCCUCGGAGGCGCGCUGAACUGCGGCACGCAAGACAUCUUUGUCUACUGCGGCCAGCUGAAUGCGCUUGAGGGCUUUGCAUGGCUCAUCUGGGUGCUACUCACCUUCGCCCUCAUCGCGGUGCUCAUACGCGGAAUUAAGUCCGCGAAGAACGGGGAUGGAUACUCGGGAGCGUUGUACGACGCCUAA
Messenger RNA from Psilocybe cubensis, 501 nucleotides. RefSeq lists its product as uncharacterized. The record is from RefSeq and is a predicted model, not a curated record. The transcript has 3 exons. Gene Ontology annotation, cellular component: membrane. Bases 1 to 501 code for a protein of 166 amino acids. Lineage: Eukaryota; Fungi; Basidiomycota; Agaricomycetes; Agaricales; Agrocybaceae.